Messenger RNA from Teleopsis dalmanni, 642 nucleotides. RefSeq lists its product as uncharacterized. The record is from RefSeq and is a predicted model, not a curated record. Bases 1 to 642 code for a protein of 213 amino acids. NCBI's taxonomy places the organism in Eukaryota, Metazoa, Arthropoda, Insecta, Diptera, Diopsidae. The transcript has 2 exons.
AUGGCAUAUCAGACUUUUCAGAUCGUCAUAAACUCAUUGCAACAGAAUGUGAAUCGAUUUUUAAAAAUUGAGAUUAUGCGAAUCGAUGACACAGGAAACUGCGAUCAUUUUUUAAAAAUUCGUAGAAACAUUUCUUCCAUAACAAAAACUUUAGAUAAUGUUCAUAAUCUCUUUCUGGAAAAAUUUAAUUGGUUUGCUUUGAUGAAUUUGUCAAAUAUUUUCAGUUGCAUUUUUAAUACGUACCUAUUUCUGUACUGUUUGAAUUUUUCAUUGGAAAUUGUUUUAUUUAAAAUAUUAAAGUCUUUACACUUUUACGUGCCUGUACUUGGUAUUAUUUGGAUCAAUAUUUACUGGUUUGCUAUAUUAAGUGAGUCCUGGAAUAUUGAAAGAUCAAAAACUAAUGAUCUAUUGCUAUCUGUAUAUCUAAAACAGAAAUUAUUGAGUGGGGAAGGCACUCAUAAUAUAUUAUCUGAAACCGAAAAAAUCAUGGACAUACAUUUGAUGAGGAUUCUGAUUAAGUAUGAUGCCAUCAACUUCACAAAGAAAUCAUUACUACAAUAUUUCGUUAUUGUUAUUUUAAAUGCAUUAUCCUGUUUGUUAUAUCAAGUUACUGAGAAAGUUGAUAUGUGUGUAAUAGCUUAA